UAAUAGUUAUUACAAGUAUUAUUUUUGAAAUUUGUACUAUUAUUUGGGAUCCUCACUCCUUUUGAACCAAAGCACCCUAAGAACCCCAAAUCUUGUUUUUGUUUAUACGGAGGUACAAAUCAGGCUUGGAGUUUGAAUCCCGAAUCCUCGAACCAGGAAUGUCAGCAAUCAGAAACGCCGCGAGAUUGAUCUCCGGAACCGCGCGCUUUUCUCUCGUAGGGUUUUCACCUUCGCCGCCGGCGAGGAGCGCAUUCCGGUCCGCUGAACGUGCAAUCAGCUCAUAUCCUCCUCGAUGCGCGGCGGCAGCGCCAGAUGCGACCCACCUCGAGAAGAAGUUGCCGCGGCGGCGACUUGGGAAGGUCUACAACUUCCUCCUACAGGACGGCAGCGGGCUCUUCGCGAAUAAAGAAGUUAUUCCUAAGAUCACUCUAAAUCAUGUUUCUGUGAGCUUUACUGGGCAAGGAGAAUCUACUAGCAAGGCUAAACCCACUACAGAAGCAAAUACCAAGGCGCAUAAAAAGCGUGCGAGCCCCUCCUCAAAAAAGAAGGGAAAGAACCCAAAUACAAAUGCAAGUGCAGAAGCCAAGCCUCGCAUAAGGAGUAUUAACACAGCUGGAACCAGGGUUGUUUUGCGGCUAGAUGUCCAAAAUGCAAGUUGGCUGAAUGAAAGAGUUAGGGAGAGGAUCAUGUUGAUGGAAAAAGAUAGGAUUAAAGAUGGCAAGCUCGAGCUUACUUCAUCAAAGACUAGAAAACAGGAGAAUAACUACGAAGAGGCUGUUUCAAAGAUGAACAAACUACUAGAAAAAUUUCAGGCCAUUAUCAAUGCUGCUUCAUAUUCACCAUUGCCUACUCCGAAGAAGGUAUUGGACAAGAUUGCUAAUGCCUCUACACAUGAAGAUCACAUCUUAUGUGAUGCCAUUUGAUUUCAUCAUUUAAUUACAGUAAUUGAUACUCCAUAUUUCAACUACUAAAUUUGGAUGAAAUUUAAUCGUGUUGCAAAAUAAGCCUCAUUAUGGCUGGCUGUUCUUUCUUGGAAAUAUUCUGUAUAGGCCUGCAUUUUACUACAACGUGGCUUUCAACUUGGCAAGGAUUCGAAUAUGAACUGAUAGUACAAGUUAGUUUAGAUUGCCUGGUUCAAAUCUUUCAACUCUAUGCGGCAAGAUCUUCGCCCAAAUAUUCAAGGAAAUUCAAAAAAUCCGCUAAUUCUUCACGGAUUCUUAGCGGAUUCUUUGCCUUAAUUCCGAAUUCUACACCGUCAAAUCGUGAACCUUGAUUCUUCGCGGAUUCUUCGCAUGUUUGAAGAUCCAGGUUUUUUCGAAAAUCCCUAAUCGCGAGUAUUCCAAAAUUCCUAAUCGCGAGUAUUCUCCAUUGAUUAAAAUCUCUAACCGCGAUCGCUCAGAAGAUAUUACUGGCUUCAAACUUAGGUGAAGAGAAUGGGAGAGCAUUUUCGACAUGUAGGAAAAAUGUUAUUAUUACAUUACAACUUGAAUUUUAUAGCACGAAAAUGUUAUUGCCUGCAUUCUGCAUGUGGUGUUUUAAAUGUCACCCCAAAGAGGGGAGACCCCAAACUAACUCAGUUGCACUCUACGAACUCUGGUAGCACCCAUCAUGUCAUCAGCAAUGAUGUCAUCCAUCCCAGGCGGAGGGUCCUCGUGAUCUAUCCAAUUUGCCUCCUGAAAGGUUCCAAUUGUAGCAAGGCGAUCAGCCGCAAAGUUUUGCUCUC
Molecule: messenger RNA, 1723 nt
Organism: Cuscuta campestris
Lineage: Eukaryota; Viridiplantae; Streptophyta; Magnoliopsida; Solanales; Convolvulaceae
Source: the annotation of a GenBank genome assembly